GCUUGGCUCGUACGCCCUUGGCGGUGACGGUCGCGAUGUUGAGGCCAGGCGCAGACAAGAUUGCUCGGAUCGAUGGUAUGAGGAGUGAGGUAUCGAAAGGUACCGACGGCGAUGGAGAGGAAGCCGCAUUGAGAUCUACAGCGCUCGUCAUGCCGUCAGGCGAAGCGACCCGACCGGCGCUGUUGGUCGAAACGCGUUGGCAGCAUUUGCCGCGAAAACCGCCGCCCGAACGCUACAAAGGAUGAUUGCUCAACGAUUCAGUACCGCUCUCAGGUCUGCUGUUGCUCAGCGCGGCUUCUCGACCUCGAGCGCAAGCUUGACCAAGGUCGCUGUGCUCGGUGCAGCCGGCGGUAUUGGCCAGCCACUGUCACUCUUGCUCAAGCAGAAUCCAAAGGUCUCCGACUUGGCUCUCUAUGAUAUCCGCGGCGCGCCAGGUGUAGCUGCAGACAUCUCUCACAUCAACACUGCUUCCUCCACGACUGGCUAUCUCGCCGACAACGAUGGUCUCGCAAAGGCGCUCAAGGGCUCCGAGAUCGUCGUCAUCCCAGCUGGCGUUCCUCGCAAGCCAGGAAUGAGCCGCGAUGAUCUCUUCAAUACCAACGCAUCCAUCGUUCGAGACCUCGCAAAGGCUUGCGCCGAGCACUGCCCCAAGGCUCAUCUGCUCAUCAUCUCCAACCCGGUCAACUCGACCGUGCCGAUCUGUGCCGAGGUCUUCAAGGCCGCAGGCGUCUACGACCCAAAGAGACUAUUCGGUGUCACAACACUCGAUGUCGUUCGCUCGUCAAAGUUCUUGUCGACCCUCAAGGGCUCAGAUCCUGCAAAGACCCGCGUCACCGUCGUUGGUGGUCAUUCUGGCGUCACGAUCGUGCCCAUCCUUUCGCAGACCGCUGAAGGCGAAUCGAUCGUUCAGGCAAAUGAUCAGCAGUACCUCGACCUCGUCAAGCGUAUCCAAUUCGGCGGUGAUGAGGUCGUCAAGGCCAAGGAUGGCGCAGGCUCUGCUACGCUCUCCAUGGCUUUUGCGGGCGCUGUCUUCACCAACUCGCUUCUGCGCGCUAUUGGCGGCGAGAAGGGUGUCGUCGAGCCGACUUUCGUCGACAGCCCGCUCUACAAGGACCAGGGUGUCGAAUACUUUGCUUCCAAUGUCGAGCUGGGACCCAAUGGUGUCGAGAAGAUCCACCCAGUCGGCAAGCUCUCAGCAGCAGAGGAGGAUCUCCUCAAGGCAUGCUUGGCCGAUCUUGCAAAGAACAUCAAGAAGGGCAAAGAAUUCGUCGGUGCUGCAUGAGCAUCGAACUGAGUAGAAAUGCAACCACUUUUGCUAGACUGAAUUGCGCAGAGGUCCCACAGAGACUAUCUCUCGCGCUUGCCGCAUCGCUUCAAGCUUGGCAGCUCGGCUGAUCUUGCUCUGACGCUUCUCUUCUUCCUCUUUGGCUUUCUUCACUCGCGAGACUGCCUUCUUAUUGGCCGAGUCCAUACGGUUUUCGACCUUUUCGACCUUUGCCUUGAAGCCAUGCUUAAGUCGCGUGAUAAUCGAAGCCGCUUGCCCCUUUGUCAUCGAAUCAACUUCGAGCUUCUGUCGACCGAUAUAGACUGGCGUUCGACGGGAUGACCCUUCGAUUCGUUCUGCUUGAUCUGCGCUUCGCAAGCGCAUAUGCACCCAGUCUUUCUGCGCAUCACUUGCUUGAGCAUUACGCCAGGGUGCAUUGGCGAGCAGUCGCAUAGCGCCAAAAGCCGUUCCGCGAGCUCUCACACGG
This is a messenger RNA of Mixia osmundae IAM 14324, 1751 nucleotides long. RefSeq lists its product as uncharacterized. The transcript has 6 exons. The coding region runs from base 242 to 1282 and encodes 346 amino acids. The record is from RefSeq and is a predicted model, not a curated record. Gene Ontology annotation, biological process: tricarboxylic acid cycle; malate metabolic process. Gene Ontology annotation, molecular function: L-malate dehydrogenase (NAD+) activity. Lineage: Eukaryota; Fungi; Basidiomycota; Mixiomycetes; Mixiales; Mixiaceae. Gene Ontology annotation, cellular component: mitochondrion; cytoplasm.